AUGGAGUCAAUCACUCGGAAACCCGAGCUGCCCUUCCUAAACCCCGUUGAGCGCGGAGCUCAAAUUCAAUCUCCCAACAACCGCUCCCUCCUACACCCUUCCUCCGCCGAUGACUUGCACGAUCUGAUCUGCGUGGGCUUCGGCCCGGCCUCGCUGGCCAUCGGUAUCGCCUUGCAUGACGCCAUGGACCCUGGCCUAAACCCAAAUAGCGCCGCUGCCGGCUUCCAGCCCAAGGUAUGCUUCUUGGAACGCCAGAAGCAGUUCGCCUGGCAUUCGGGCAUGUUGGUGCCCGGUUCGCGCAUGCAGAUUUCCUUCAUCAAAGACCUGGCCACCCUUCGCGACCCUCGCAGCAGCUUCACUUUCCUCAAUUACCUGCACAACAAGGACCGUUUAAUCCAUUUCACAAACCUGGGCACUUUCCUGCCGGCCCGCAUCGAGUUCGAGGACUACAUGCGCUGGUGCGCCAACCGUUUCGAGCAUGUUGUUUCCUACGGCCAGGAAGUCAGCGAGAUUGUCCCCGGCAAAACCACCAAUGGCGUCGUCGAGUAUUUCGUCGUUCGCUCACGCAAUACCGAGACUGGCGAAAUGACCUCACGAAAAGCCCGCAAGGUCGUCGUUGCCUUAGGAGGCCGGGCCAAAAUGCCCCCCGGCUUCCCUCAGGAUCCCCGCAUCAUCCACUCGUCCAAGUACUGCACCGGCCUGCCAUCAGUGCUCAAGAAUGAGUCCGAAUCCUACCGCAUCGCCGUCGUCGGCAGCGGCCAAAGUGCCGCAGAGAUUUUCCACGACCUGCAACGACGAUACCCCAAUUCCAAGACCACCCUUAUCCUGCGCGAUACAGCUCUCCGCCCAAGUGACGACUCUCCUUUUGUCAACGAAAUCUUCAACCCAGAGCGCGUGGACAAAUUCUUUCAACUCCCCGCUGAAGAGCGCGAAAAGCGCAUCGCCAUCGAUAAAGCCACCAACUACUCUGUCGUCCGCCUCGAGCUGAUCGAAGAAAUCUACCACACCAUGUACCUGCAGCGCGUCCGCAACCCGGACGAACGCCAAUGGCAGCACCGUAUCCUGCCCGAGCGCGCAAUCGGGCGCAUUGAACACCACAACCCUGCGCAGCGCAUGCGUGUUCAUGUCAGGUCCGUUGAUGGUAAGGCCGAGGGCAAGGAGAUACUAGAGGUGGACGCGCUGAUGGUGGCGACGGGAUACCUGCGCGAUGCACAUGAGCAGCUGCUGGAGCAGGUGCGUGGCCUACGGCCUGCUGGGCAGGCUGCUUGGACGCCUGGUCGGGAUUACCGGGUUGCGCUAGACGGGGAGAAGGUCAGCUCUGAUGCAGGGAUCUGGUUGCAGGGGUGUAAUGAGAAGACGCAUGGUUUGAGCGAUAGUUUGCUAUCUAUUUUGGCCGUUCGAGGCGGGGAGAUUGUGAGCUCUGUUUUUGGCGAGCAGCUUUCUGGUCAGGCGCAGGGUGCUCCUUUACGCGCUAUGCUGUAA
This is a messenger RNA of Penicillium chermesinum, 1482 nucleotides long. RefSeq names its product L-ornithine N(5)-monooxygenase. Bases 1 to 1482 code for a protein of 493 amino acids. The record is from RefSeq and is a predicted model, not a curated record. The transcript has 2 exons. NCBI's taxonomy places the organism in Eukaryota, Fungi, Ascomycota, Eurotiomycetes, Eurotiales, Aspergillaceae. Gene Ontology annotation, biological process: intracellular iron ion homeostasis.